Osmia lignaria (orchard mason bee) is the source of this 4279-nucleotide messenger RNA. RefSeq lists its product as uncharacterized. Gene Ontology annotation, molecular function: protein kinase activity; ATP binding. The record is from RefSeq and is a predicted model, not a curated record. NCBI's taxonomy places the organism in Eukaryota, Metazoa, Arthropoda, Insecta, Hymenoptera, Megachilidae. Gene Ontology annotation, biological process: protein phosphorylation; intracellular signal transduction.
UUCUAAUUUGUUUCUACUUCCGGUUCUGGUCUCCCGGUUUCUCUUUGACAAGCCACUUUAUUUAUAGAGUUUGGCAGGUCAAACUAUUCUGUGCAUAGAAAACAAAAAUUAGUGUGUUGCGAUAGAAACGUAAAUCAUUGUAUGCGAAUUAGAAGUAUAGAAAGGGAAAUUAUAUUAGUGCAAUUCGAAAGCGAGAGUACUCGCUUUUAUUAUCUAGUAUUUGCGUCAUGGUUGCUAUGAAAAUGUCAGCUCUGUGGUGAUUCAUUCGUUCAUUACUUGGCUUUUCAUCUGUUUUUUAGAAGCACAUUCUGCUUACUGAGUAGGAUGAUGGAAGAACCAUUGAGUCAAGGUGCUUCACCAUCUGGUGAUAGCAAUUUUUCUGGAAGUGAAGAAAUAAAUUCACCUACUAUAGUGAGUUUGGAUGAAAGAAUAUUGGAUAUUAGUACACGACAUUCUUUGAAUGUUCUCAGAACACCACCUACCAAAAAAGCAAAAAGAGUGAGGUUUUAUAGAAAUGGAGAUAAGUUUUAUACUGGCAUUGUGAUGGCUGUGACUGCAGAGAGAUAUCGCAGUUUUGAUAGUUUAGCUUCAGAUUUAACAAGAGCUUUAAUAUCCAGUGUUACUUUACCUAAUGGAGUUAGAGCAAUUUAUACUAUGGAUGGAAAAAGGGUUCAAAACAUCAAUGACUUGGAGGAUGGUAAAUGUUAUGUUGUAUCUGGACAAGGAGAAAUAUUUAAGAAAGUAGAAUAUUCAUCCACAAAAGUAAAAAGAGGCAGUUCAUUAACUGGACUACCACAAUUUCCAGUUAGUACUGGUAGACAAAUAAGUGCAAUACCAUUAUGUGUAAAAGCUAGAAUAAUUACUUUAAUUCGCCAUGGUACAAAACCUCGUAAAGUUGUACGGCUUCUAUUAAAUAAAAGAAAUGCACCAAGUUUAGAACAUGCAAUGGAAGCAAUCACAGAGGCAGUUAAAUUAGAUUCUGGAGCAGUAAGAAAAGUUUAUACCCUCUCAGGGCAACAGGUUACCUGUUUGGAACAGUUUUUUGAAAAUGAUGACAUCUUUAUUGCUUAUGGUUCUGAAAAGUCAAGUCAAGAAGAUUUUGAAUUAGAUUUCGAAGAAUCUAAAAGUGUUCAGAGCUUUAAAAGAUGUCCGUGGAUAUCAAAAAGGCAGAGCGGUCCCAUGCCUAAAAUGCCGCGUAAAUCUGGAAAAAAAGUACUUACUACACCACAAGUCCGGACACCUAGUCCUUCUUCAUUGAUGUUGCCACAACCGCUCCGUUUACACUAUGCAGUUGGUCAUGUAAUUGGAGAUGGCAAUUUUGCUGUUGUUAGACAUUGCAUUCAUAAAUCUACAGGUGCAGAAUACGCGAUGAAAAUUGUAGAUAAGUAUAAAUGUCAAGGUAAAGAAACAAUGUUAGCAAGUGAAGUCGCAAUUUUACGACAAGUUUGUCAUCCGAAUAUUAUUAGUUUGGUUGCUGAACAAGAGACAACUGAUCAACUGUUUUUAGUUAUGGAACUUGUAAAAGGUGGAGAUUUGUUUGAUGCAAUUGCUGCAGCCACAAAAUUCUCAGAAUUGGAAGCUUGUGUAAUGAUUGGACACCUAACAUCUGCAUUAGCUUACUUGCAUUCACAUCAUAUUGUACACCGCGAUGUUAAGCCUGAGAAUCUUCUGGUAGAAAUGGAUGGAAGUCACGUUAGAUGUUUAAAGUUAGGUGACUUUGGGCUUGCUCAAGUUGUAAGAGAACCCUUGUACACAGUUUGUGGUACACCUACAUACGUGGCACCAGAAAUUCUUGCAGAAACUGGAUACGGUUUAAAAAUCGACGUAUGGGCAGCUGGUGUAAUAUUAUACAUUUUACUCUGUGGUUUUCCACCAUUUGUUUCACCUGAAAAUGAACAAGAAGAAUUAUUUGAACGUAUUUUAAGCGGUCAGUAUGAAUUCACACCUCCAUAUUGGGAUAACGUGUCAGACUCUGCUAAACAGUUGAUCUCAAACAUGCUCCAAGCUCAACCAGAAUUAAGAUUCAGUGCAGAAGAUGUACUCGAUCAUCCAUGGCUCGCGAGCUUUCUAGGAGGCGAGCAGAGCACAGCAACAACACCUACCAACCCGCCGGAGCAAUACUGGGAUCAGCAGCGUAAGCCGAUAAGAUUAGCAACCUUUGAAUUUGACUACAAGAAUCCAGUUGAGAGUAGCAGUUCACAGGAUGAAGUUGAUAGUGGACCUGAUAACAAACCAAGUAUUAAAAACAAAUGGAUUGAAGCCUUAUCAACAAUGGAAUCAGAAAAUAUUGACUUGUUACACGAUGCAGAUCAGAAACAAGAAAAAUCAAGUUCUAACGAAAAUGAUCUUAAUAAUGGAAAUCGUAGUGACGAAGAACCUGUGUCGCUUAGUGCAGAUUGUUUACAAGAUAUCCAGGAUCUCAGUCACUCUAUGAAUAAUCUUAUAAGUAAUUUAAAUGAAAACCAAGUUCAUCAACAGUGUUUAAAAUCAUCACAUAGUAAAACCUCAUCUUUAAGCAGUAUUCAUGAAAACGCUAAUUUAGCAGUGCAGAUGGAUAAUUCAGUGUUAAUAAGUAGUUAUCAGAAUGUUCCUUCAAUUAAAAUUAGUACGGGUUGUGAAAGCAACCCGGUCGAAGAAAAUGCAUCCUUCUUCGAAAGGAGAAAUAAGAAUUUCUCUAGUGACAUUAAUUGUACUUCACCUAUUGCUCCAAAUAUAUCGAUUAAUAGCAAUGUACACGUGUUUGAAACACCCAAAUCUGUUAAUUCUGGGACAAAUAGACAGAAAUAUAGAAGAAAACAUGCAUUAUAUCAAAAUGCAAUAUUUCCAGACAAAAUGUCUUCAAAACUCGAGAAUGAUGAUAUGAAGAAUUGCAAUACAGUUUUUUCUUCAACCGAUAGUUUAACUGGCAGUUCGAGUAACGACAUUGAAACGUCAGAUAGUUUUGUAAAUAUUCAAUUUGCACAAUUAACACAGGAUCAAAGAUCGAGUUCCACGCAAAGUAUGGAGUCAACAGAUAGCUUUGAAAACGUUUGCUUUUCUUAUAAUCAAGAACUGAAAACUCGUAACAUGUAUGAUCCAAAUGAAAACGGUUGUGAAAAUGAAUUAUUGAAAUUGAACUACAUAGAAAAUUUCCCUUUAACAAAUCAAGAAAAGUCGGCAACAAAAAUAUUGCAAACUUCAACUACUUUAAAAGUAAAUGCAUCAAAACCUUCUAAAAUACAUGUUUUGAGUAGUAGGAAGAAUAGUCCAAGAACAGGAGAUGAAUCAAAAUUUGUGAAGAACGAAGCUGUGAAAUUCAGGCGAGAAAAAUGCACACCAAAAAUUGAUGCAGCAGCAAGAAAUAAAAGAUUUAGCUGCUUUUCAUCUUGUUCCGCAAAGAAAGAUUCUGAAUCUGUUUUAGUGAGCGACAAAUUGACUUCUGUUACUACUAGAGUAGGCAGAAAAUUCAGUUCCACUGAUGAAUUACGGGAUGAAAAACAGAAACAAAGCUCAAAACCGAAAAGAUUCAGUUUAUAUUAUACUCCACAGCCUUUAAGAAAGAAUUAUGAAAGUGAAACAAAGAUCGGUAAAGGUAUGUGCAAAGGUGAUCAACAAAGUAAUGGAAAAUUAUCAGAUGUGAAUAGACAAAAAGAUGAUGUUUCAGAAUUAGAUGAAAAGAAAAAUGUAAAAAAUCGCAGAUCAAUUGUAGAUAAUACAACAGUUGCCAGUAGAAGCAGAACAAAUAAGCAGUGUGUUCACAUCAGAUCUGACAUUGUAAAUUCAACAUUAACACCCGGUAGGACAAAAUAAAUAUACAUAAGUAGUUGUAUUUAUACAUUGAUAAUCAUCAGCGUGGGACUUCCCUGCAAGAAAACUCCAAAGUUGUAAUAAUUAUUUUAAUCUAAGUGCAAAAUCAAUUUAACCAAGGAAGUGACGUCAUUUGUUCAUAGAUCUAUCCAGACAUUGAUGUUAAUCAAUAAUUCAGAUUAGAACAAAUGAGCUUCACACAUAAACGAGACAUGCCAAAUGCAUUUAAGUAGUUUAUUUUAUACUCGAUAUUCUAUUACUGUACGUAGUACAAGUGUCGAAUUAAACUAAAUUGUAGUUAUUGCUUCGUUUUCAAUGAGACGUAAGCAAAAUAGAGAGACAAAAUCGUAGGUACGAGAUGAAAACUGUAUUAAUGAUGCCAGAGGUCCUUGAGACAAGUGACAGAGGGCGACAGUGCGAACGAUUAUAGGUAUUUGCUUAACUUGUUGCAUAUGCUUGCUCAAAAGCAAUUUGACUAAUGCAAGAAUAAAUA